Messenger RNA from Carica papaya (papaya), 2494 nucleotides. NCBI's taxonomy places the organism in Eukaryota, Viridiplantae, Streptophyta, Magnoliopsida, Brassicales, Caricaceae. The record is from RefSeq and is a predicted model, not a curated record.
GAUCGCUUCCACCGCUAUCAUCCUUGCAGUUGCAGAGACCAUCCCUAAAAUAGCUAAUGAAGAUCACUAGCUUGGCCAUGUAGUUGCAGAGCUCAACAAUUUCUGAACCUUCGUUGUUGGAGGUUCCAAGCUUAUCAUGAACUUGGCCGAACACCACGAACGUAUGUAUCAUGGCCGAAUACAGAAAUACUAAACCAAGUCGAAAAGAGAGUUCAAGAACCAAGCAGAUAUUGGCAUCGAAAAAGCAAAUGGGAGUGUCUUCUAUCUCUUUUCUUUCAGAUGCUUGUGUUGCAAGAACCGCCACAUCAAUGGAUUUCCUCUCUAUCACCAACAGCUUUCUUGGUGGCAGGAGGAUGCCAUGGACCAGAGGGAAACGAGCCUGCAGAAGGAUUAGGCGUCAAAUCCUUUGUCACCUCCAAUAAGGCUUUCCAUUGUAAUGGUUGUGGAGGUUUAUUCUAGCAAUAGAAAAUUGUGUCGGAAGAUUAUCAAGGCUGGAUAUAGUCUUAUAGGGGGAGGCUUUGGAUGACAUAGAUGCCUGCGGUACUGAAGGAAAGAUUUGGAUAAGCUUCAAGUGUGGCAUGGAAUCCGGGCAAUAAAAGAAGGAAAAGAACUAAUUUUGUUUAUCACACUAUUGGAUAUCCAAAAGACAAGCAAUGGAUGGGCUUCAGACGACGUUGCUGCCUCUUUUGGUAGAUUUAUGCAUAUACGAUUCUACACCUUCUGUUUCUUGUUUAAGGGUUAUCUUUUUCUUCUGCAUAGGACUUAGGGGAGCUCAUUGAUCUGAUGAGGAUUUGUAUUAUAUUCCUCAUUUUUCUAAACGCAGGCAGCGCUCUCUUAAUUUGCUGCUAGUGCACCUUUUUUUGGUCAUUCUAGAAAUGCUUAAUUAAGCUGAAAUGAGAAAGAUAUGUACAAAUUAAUUCUGGAGUUCGCAAAUUCUAGUGUGAUAAAAUUAACAGGGUGUCACAUGACGUGUCGAUGAUAAGGAUUCACCCACUAUAAGUGUGCUAUUUAUGGUAUCUUUCUUAAGUUAAGGAGUAUAAAUGGUCGGAACCCUAAUUUCUUUUGAGAUUGAGAAUGCAAGAGAGGGAGGAGAUGGAGAGGAGAGGCGGCGAUCGAUAUGAUCUUCGUCCAUUGGUGCGAUACUCAUCAAUGGCAGGCACCUUACUGGAGUGGGACGAUGACUCAGAGGACAAUCGAGGAAGACGCAAAAAGCGUAAAAGAAGUAAACAUAGAGGGUUGAAUCAAUGGGCUGAACUCCCUGAGGAUAUUCUUUAUGUUUUAUCAAAGCGACUCAGCAUGGUGGAUUAUUUGUCAUUCAGUCGUGUCUGCACCAGCUGGAGGUCAAGUUCUAAGGCCUUUAGAAAGGAUUUUCUGACAUCUGUUUCUCCAUUUAUGAUUAUCAUGUCAUCCCGGGGUAAGAAGUCAUGCUUCUUCUUCAACAUAUCUGAUGGGGCGAGAUACAAGACCAAGCUGCAUUGCCGUUCCCAAAGAUUCUUCCUUGGGGUUUCUAGUGGAUACUUUGUCAUUUUACCCCCUGGCAAUCUUUUAUCGUUUACAAAUCCUGUUACAGGGCACCUGCUUGAAGUUCCUAGGCCACCUUUUCCUGAGAGAAGACCAGAAGUCCGUGAAAUGGCAAUCAUUGGUUCUAUUAUCCCUCAGAAAGAUUUUAUAAUUGUGACUCUUUGUCAGGCAUGUAAUCAGAUCCACUUUCGUCGAUAUAGGGAUGCCGAAUGGAUAGCUCUUGCGUAUGAUAGGAAAGAAAGAAGAAAAGCUGUGGAUGUAGCUGUCUUUAAGUACAAGAUUUAUGCUCUAUUCUUUGAUGGUCAUAUUGGAUGUUUCGAUUUGAAGUCUGCUUGUAUUACUUUUCUGGAGUUGGAAGGGAGGCCUGAGUCUUGUAGCAACAAUAUGAAAUUUGUGGUUGGGGAUGAACGACUCUUGGUAGUUGAUUUCACUCCCUAUAAGAAGCUAGAAAUUCAUGAGAUAGAUUUUUUGGAGAUGAAGUGGGUGAAGGUUACUGAUCUCGGUGAUAAAGCAUUGUUUUUGUCCACCUUCAGAGGCAUUAGAUUGAUCAGUCCGAAAAAGUGGGGAGGACCAAUUAACUGCUUGUACUAUCUUCCUUCUAUUGGCCUGAGGUGUGAGUUGAUCUCCCUUAACUGCAGUAUCAUUGACAGGAUCGAAACUGGCAUAGAAUUUCCUGCGAGUUACCUGCGAUUUAACUUUGGAUGGUUCUUCCCAGAUCAAGCUUAUGAGAUGGAUGUUGUCUGGGAUGAUAAACAUGGUGAUAUGCCGGAGCAGUAUACCAUAGAAUGAAGUCUCUAGUGUUGCUCCUUUACUAUUUUGCCUUCUGAAUUUGGGCAAGACUAUAGUUUGAAAUAGCUUUCUGAUGCUAUUUGCCUUUCUUUCCCUUCCCUGUUGAAUUUGGUUUUAUUGGAUGUUGGAUUUCUUGUUGGAUUUUCGUUGUGUUUCCAUAUUUGAAUUUUUCUGGUGAAUUUUA